AUGGAAAUAAGGCUCGGCUCUUGGAUCACAUCAUUAGAUCUCUCCUAUAUCAACUUAGGUGGGAGGAUCCCCACUGAUGUGAUUAAGUUAAACAAUUUGACAGUCUUCAAUGUGGUGCCUAAAUAUUUAACAAGUACAAUACCAGAGAAAUUUCAAUUUGGGACAUUCGAUGAAGGUAGUUAUCAAGGAAAUCCUUAUCUUUGUAGUCGUCUAUUACCUAAUGACUAUACUAGCUUUGGAUCAACACCUGUCUUGCCAUCUGCUAAUGAUGAAAGUGAGAAGCACGGUUUCAUGGACAUGGAGUUCUUCUACAUAAGCUUCAUCAUAUCUUAUUUAUUUGUAUUGAUUUGCAUUGCUACAGUUCUAUCCAUGAAUCCUCACUGGAGAAAAGCAUGGUUUCAUUUCAUCGACAUUUAUAUAAUCCAUUUUUGA
Olea europaea var. sylvestris is the source of this 432-nucleotide messenger RNA. Its product is annotated as receptor like protein 3-like. The transcript is spliced from 2 exons. The coding region runs from base 1 to 432 and encodes 143 amino acids. The record is from RefSeq and is a predicted model, not a curated record. Lineage: Eukaryota; Viridiplantae; Streptophyta; Magnoliopsida; Lamiales; Oleaceae.